This is a messenger RNA of Morus notabilis, 1234 nucleotides long. RefSeq lists its product as uncharacterized. The transcript has 4 exons. The record is from RefSeq and is a predicted model, not a curated record. NCBI's taxonomy places the organism in Eukaryota, Viridiplantae, Streptophyta, Magnoliopsida, Rosales, Moraceae. The coding region runs from base 1 to 834 and encodes 277 amino acids.
AUGGGCUUGGAUUUCCUCAAAAAGAAACCGUAUUCGCCUCCUUCAUGGGCGACCCAUCUCAGCCCAAUUCCCUCUCACGUCUUCUCUCUCGGUCAUUUUCCAACUCUAAUUCUCAAGUGGAAUCUCCCUAAUUUGCCCAACAACACUGAAGCCUGGUUGAAGCACAACCCCCCACCUAGACACAGAUCCGAAGCCACAGUCCACCCCACAGUUCCAGAAGCAACAUUCACACCAUCGCUACCACCGUUGGAGCAAACAGCGGCCUUACCUUGUCGCGAUUUUGAUGAGAUUCGCGGUUAUUUCCGCCACAAUCUCCAUAUUUGUUACUCUGCCGGAACCACAGCUCCACUUGAGCGCAACAGUCCAGCCGAACAAGACGCUUCAAACGCUGCUCAUAACGGACUCGACGGUGGCGCCUAUGGAGGAGAAGUUUGCGGCGGCGAUUGUACUCUCCAUUUUACCGUUGCCGCCUCAAACGAAGUGGUGGAUCCCGGAUUCUCAAGCCCAGUUAAGAUCGGCAGCGGCGUCGCUCGCCGAGGCGGAGCCCAAAUCAACGGCAAUCGCGAAGAAAUCAUCCAACACAGUUCGAAUCCUCCUUUCCCACGACCUACAGUGCGUGACGGUGGCGGCCCAGAGCGUGUGGUCAUCGGCAACAUGAUGGUGAAGGUCUGCGACAAAACGGCGUCGUCGCUACCUCUAGAGCUAAUUCAACCUGCUAUCAAGCCCAAUUUUCCUCAGAAGCCCAGGCCCACACUUAAAGAUAUUGAGACAUCUAAGAGCUGCAUAAAUGAAUUCUGCCUAGGGCUGCUAUUGAAGGCCACAUUAACCGAAUAGGAAGCAAGUUUCUUGCUGCCGACAGUUUUAAGGUGGCCCGCAAGUGGUUAGAAGUGAACCGGGAGAUGGAGAGGGAAUACUUGAGCCUGUCCAACAAUCCAGCCAUGAAAUCCCGCUGUUCUGGAGAUUUGGUGAAGAGAAGGGCACUCCAAAGAUAGGCGCCAUAGAGCAUUUCUCCCGUGGUGCUUAUUGGAGUCCUCUGGAACGCACUGCGGUCUAAUUAAACAAUCUGAAAUGGGGUGAAGAAGAUUGGGCGUACCCUGCCAUGUCGAGGUUUUUACUCUAUUGUCAUCUUUGUUCCCUUUUUUUAUUAUUAUUAUUUAUUUAUGUGCUUUAACUUGCUUUCCGCCGAAGGGAAAUUUUAUAAAUUUAGUGUUGUUUGCAUUGCAUUAUGGUUAAU